Molecule: messenger RNA, 1452 nt
Organism: Durusdinium trenchii
Lineage: Eukaryota; Dinophyceae; Suessiales; Symbiodiniaceae
Source: the annotation of a GenBank genome assembly
GGAUAGGAUUGCACAGUAGCAUGACCACGUGGGCCAGCAACUUGUCAGGCUGAGCUCGUGGUGGGACUCCUGGAACUGCUUCAGAAGCUUUUUGAUUUGUGAAGACUUGACCAUGAACACCUCCAUAUCUAAGAGUGCUUCUUGGAGGGCAUAUUACUUUCUUCCUUACUAAAACUUUGUGCUAGUACUAGUGCUAGGACGGCUGCUGCUGCUGCUGCUGCUGUUGCCACUGUGAAGACGGCGACGACGACUACUACUUCUACUGCCACUGCUGCUGCCAGUGCUAGUGCCAGUGCUACUGCCACUGCUGCUGCCACCCUGCCACCGCUACUACUGCGACGACCAGGAAAUUGGCCUUGAGUUGCUCUACAUCACCAGCACAGAUAGUGCAGGAGGUAUGGACAACGUGGUGGGCCUCACCGGGCUUCGUGCAUUGAGGAUCUUGCGGAUCACCCGGCUGGUGAAGUUGGCUCGGGUUGCACGGAUUCUCCGUUUCGUGAUGGCUUUGCGUACUUUGACCCAGUCAAUCAUCUACACUUUGAAAUCUUUGAUAUGGGCUAUCUUCUUGCUCUUUCUGAUCGUGUACAUCUUUGGGAUACUUUUCCUUCAGGCAUUGAAGGAUUAUGAGAGCGAUCCCCACGUCUCACUGACGGAUGAGGAGUUGGCCGCGAAGGAUCUCUACUUCCGUAGUUUGUGGAUUUCCAUGCUGAGCCUCUUCAUGAGCAUUGCGGGUGGUGUGAGCUGGGGACAGCUGCUGCUGCCCUUGCAUGCAAUUUCGACUGUUUGGAUUUGGGUCUUCCUUUGCUACAUCUCCUUCACGUACUUCGCAGUCCUGAACGUCGUUACGGGGGUAUUUUGUCAGAGUGCAAUAGACUCAGCGCAGAGCGACCACGACGCUGUUCUCCAGUCAAUCCUGGCAAACAAGCAGGCUCAUAUUGAAAAGAUCCGAUACUUGUUCAAUGAGAUUGAUGCAGAAGAGGUCGGCGUCAUCACUUACCAGAUGUUUCAGGACAAAGUUGGCACCAAGGAAGUGCAGACGUAUUUCGAGUCCAUUGACCUGGAUAUUUGGGAUGCAUGGUCAUUCUUCAAACUUUUAGAUCUGGAUUCAGGGGGUGCCAUUGAGGUGGAGGAGUUCUUGAUGGGCUGCCUCCGUUUGCGUGGAAAUGCCCGUGCCAUGGAUAUGGCGAAACUCUGCCAUGACCAGGCAUGGCUGAUCAGAAACCAGUCGCGUUUCUGGAACUUUGUAGAGGAGGAGCUGAUCCGCACACGACAGCGGCUCGAUCAGCUCACGGAGCAGCAGGCAAAUUAGCAGUGGUGGAGACGGCAUUCUGGAGCGGAGCAGCAACGCCAAUGAGUCUUUCCGCAAACAUGUUGCCUGUCACCUCACAUUUUUGUCCCUGUAAGAGCGAGCUUCUCGUCCUGCCAACUGUUUACAAAUCAUGCGUCAUACCG